GUUGGAACAUGUUUGGUUUUUUCGUAUCUAUAAAAAGAGUCUCGCCCAAGGAUAUUGAAGAAGAAUAUUACUCAUAAAACUUUCCUAUUUUCGUAUGGGGAAUUAUGUUUAUUGUGACCCAAAUUAAUUUCUUAGAUGUGGCUUAAGCUAAUGGAUUCUGAUCGUCUUAGAAAGCCUUCAGAAAAUUUAGUUCAUUCUCGUUUCUUCCUUUCUGGUUUCUAUUGUUGGGAUUGGGAAUUCUUGACUGCUCUUCUUCUCUUUAGUUGUUCUUCCUAGACCUAGACAAAUUUUUUACUUUUAAGUUAUUUUUUUAACAUCAGAUCAUAGAGAAGAGAUUUUAUUUUUUGGUUUGAGAAAAUUAUUAUUAGUAGUAGUGAUUAGAAAAAUAUAUUAGUUGAAGGAUUGAUCGGAGAAAAAUGUCGCAGCGGUCGGCGCCUGCGCCGUUUUUGUUGAAGACGUAUCAGAUGGUGGAUGAUUUAGCGACGGAUGAUGUGAUAUCAUGGAGUGAGAGUGGUGAAAGUUUUGUUGUGUGGAAACAUGCUGAUUUUGCAAGGGAUUUGCUUCCUAAAUAUUUUAAGCACAACAAUUUCUCUAGCUUUGUUCGUCAGCUUAAUACUUAUGGAUUCCGAAAGCUGGUGCCAGACAAAUGGGAAUUUUCAAACGAGAAUUUCAAACGAAACCACAAACACCUCCUCACUGAUAUCAAACGCCGCAAAACCAUCUCACAAUCGUCGUCACAACCCGUAGAAGUCGAAAAAACCAGCGUCAAUGACAACUCUCCGUCAAACUCUGGCAACGACGGAGUAGGAUCCACCUCAACCUCUUCCUCCAAUUCCAAAAACCCUGGAUCAGUGGAAACAACAACACUUCCUCAAUGUGUCAACUUAUCGAGCGAAAAUGAGAAACUAAAAAAAGACAACGAAACCUUAAAUUGUGAAUUGGCACGUGCAAAGAAACAAUGCGAAGAGUUGGUGGCUUUUUUAAAAGACAAUUUAAAUGUGGGUCCAGAUCAAAUCGAUCGCAUAAUGAAGCAACAAGGAAAUUGUUGUGAAUCUGUUCAAAAUGCGGUUGGUGAAAAUGAAGAAAGUGGAAGAGAUUGUUUGAAAUUGUUUGGUGUUUGGUUGAGAGAAGAAAAUUACACAAACGAAAGAAACAAUAAGAAGAGAGGUUGUGAAGACCAAUUGAGCUUUGGUGGGCCUCGAGCUAAAGUGGGUAACAAUGUUGUUGACUUUAGUGCUGUUAAUGUUGUGAACAUGAUGAAAAGUGGCAAGGUUUGUAACUGAAAUAUGACCUUAGCUUGCUACAUUUCAGAUAUAAAAUUUACUUUUUUUUUAGAAAAAAUAAAGAUAAAAGUGAUAUCGUGAAAAAUGAUAAGAUCACUAAUUAGUUCUCAUCAUGUUUGGGGUAGAAAGAUCGAAUGUUCUACCUGAUGUUCCUUUCAUGUAUUUAAGUUGUGUUAAUUUUGAUUUAAUUUUAAUCUAGGUAAUAUGAUCAUACAAAUAUUCGUAUACGGAUAGUAACAGUCAAUGUAUGGCUUUUUACGUCAAUGAUGAAUAUAGUAGUUGUUAUCAUGUUGUCUGGUUUGGUGAUAUAUUGGUGAUUAUGGAGAAAA
Messenger RNA from Medicago truncatula (barrel medic), 1612 nucleotides. RefSeq names its product heat shock factor protein HSF24. Gene Ontology annotation, molecular function: DNA-binding transcription factor activity; RNA polymerase II cis-regulatory region sequence-specific DNA binding. NCBI's taxonomy places the organism in Eukaryota, Viridiplantae, Streptophyta, Magnoliopsida, Fabales, Fabaceae. Gene Ontology annotation, biological process: regulation of transcription by RNA polymerase II. Bases 417 to 1283 code for a protein of 288 amino acids. Gene Ontology annotation, cellular component: nucleus. The transcript has 2 exons. The record is from RefSeq and is a predicted model, not a curated record.